This is a messenger RNA of Apis laboriosa (Himalayan honeybee), 2593 nucleotides long. It is a transcript of the gene Neos, whose product is annotated as nuclear receptor coactivator 5. The transcript is spliced from 6 exons. NCBI's taxonomy places the organism in Eukaryota, Metazoa, Arthropoda, Insecta, Hymenoptera, Apidae. Bases 238 to 2172 code for a protein of 644 amino acids. The record is from RefSeq and is a predicted model, not a curated record. Gene Ontology annotation, molecular function: RNA binding.
UAUUAUUAUCUUAUUAUAAUUAGAAAUAGAGCAAAAAGUGAACAAAAAUAAUUCAUUAUAUACAUUAUUAUUAUUCUUAUGUUGAUUGAAAUAUAUUUAAAUGAAAUACAUGAAGAAAUAAAUGUCAGUAUUCUAACAUAACCUCAGUUUUUAUUAUUGAGAGUGAAAUUGAUAUUAUCAUUCUUUAAUUAUUUUUUUCCAAAAAAAAUUACAUUGUUAUAAAUACAUCAUUUCAAAAUGAAUAUAAGACUUUUAAAAGAUCCUGCUACUGUAAGUAGCCGUAUAUUUGUGGGUCACUUACAAACUGAUGAUAUGACUAAACUUGAAUUGGAAGAACAUUUUUCAAAAUAUGGAACCGUUGUUGGUUCUUCAAUAAAUCGUGGAUUUGGCUUUGUUCAAUUUGAAGAAGAACAAUCUGCUCAAAAGGCUAUUCAAAAUGAAGAUGGUGCAAUGUUCAAAGGCAGAAGAAUAGAUGUUAGGCCAGCAAAAAAAGAUAAUCAAUCUAGUGGAGGUGCAGGAAAACAAUUAGGAGGACCUAAUAAUCAAUUUAAUUCUGGCAAUAAUCAUUUUAAUGCUGGAAAUGAUUCUUUUAAUAAUGGAAAUCAGGGUUAUGGAGGAAAUUCAAAUUUUAAUGCAAACCAAAAUUUUAGUUGUGAUCCACAAUUAAAUGACAAUCAAAAAGGUAAUAAUAUGCAAAUUCGAGGAGGAAAUGAUCAAUUUGCAGAUGGAAAUCAGAAUAGAGAUAAUAUGAAUGAUCAAUUUGGAAAUCAAAAUCGAAAUAAUGGGAAUGAACAAUUUAACAAUGUAAUGCAAUCUAAAGGAAAUAAUUUUAAUCCAAAUAAUCCAAAUAGAGGUGGUACUGAUCAAUUUAAUCAAAGCAGAGGUGGUAAUCAAUUUGGACCAGCUGGAAAUCAAAAUAGACCUAGUGGAAAUCAAAACCGUAAUACAAAUAAUCAGAAUCAAAGUGGUAGUGGGGGAGGUAUGAAUAAUGGAGGGAGUGGUCGACCAAGAGGUACCAGAGGUGGAAAAAAUCGAAAUAAAAAUAGAGAUAAUUCAGGUGGAAAUAACUUCAGAGAUCGUAGCCCUAUUAAUAGAGGCCCGCGUUUAGAUGAUAAAAGUGGUAGAGAUUGGGAUCAUAAACAAGGAGAUAGAUUAAGAGGCAAUAAUUUUAAUAGAGAUUCAUUCAAUGACAGCAAUAAUCGUUAUGAAGAUUUUAAAAACUCUACUUCUAGAGAUAUGAACAUGAGUUUUAAUAAUACAAGUACAUCAAAUGAAUAUUCAAAUGUAUCAACUGAAAAAAAUGAUUGUGAAAUCAUUGUUGUUAACAAAGUUUUAACAGAAUAUGCUGAGAGUAUUGAAAUGAGGUUAAAAAAAAUUGGAUUAACAGUUGAUUUAUUAUUUCCAAAUGAAGACGUCCUCUUAAGUAGAGUUCUAGGAAAUAUUGCAAGUCGUGGAUGUUUAUAUGCAGUUGUAGUGACACCUAUUAAUCAAGAACAUCAUUCCUUAACUUUAAAUAUUCUUCAUGGUUUACCUCAAGAACAUAGAAAUAUGUUGGUUGAAGAUGCUAUUAAUUUAAUAUCGCGCGAUUUUGCUAAUUACAAAGCUGGUGGACGAUCAGUUCCAUUGAAUACACCUUUUGCAAACGAACGGCAUCCUGAUGCUAUUCAAGUUCUUUUAAAUAUGCUGGCUGAUAAUCAUCAAUUAACAGUAUUACAAUAUGAUCGAGUUAUAAAAUAUCUCGAAAUUAAACGUGAAGAACAAGUGCAAGUUGAAUUAGGAGAUGUAAAAGAUUUACCAACUACAACAACUACGAUAACAGUCAGUGAUCCAAAACAAGCAGAAUUACAAUCUAGGAUACUUAAUAUUUUAAACAGUAAUAAAACAACUUCAUCUGCACCAGCACCAAGUCCAGUACCAGCUCCAACUUCAACACCAGCACCCGUUCCACCAGCUACUUGGGGAACAGCAGCAUCAACUGCGACAACAGCAUCCACUACUACUACUACUACUACUACGGGAGUUUCACCAUCGCCUCUGCUAAACGAUCCAACAGUUCAAAAGGCACUUGACAGUCUCUUGCAAGGCAAUUUACUCAAAAGCAUCGGCGAUCGGCAACCGACCACAACUACAACACCUCUGUUCGCUGCUUUUUCGAAUAUCGGCCGAUUUUAAUUCAUUUCAAUUUUAUUUAUCAUAUAAUGAAUAAUUGGGGAUUUGGAUCUCCUUUAUUUUUCUCAUAUUUAUACAAUCUCUGACUCUGAAGUAGUUACUCUUGAUUUAAUGAAAUGACAAUUUUAUGAUAACAUUUGAUAAGAAAUCAGAAUUCUGGAUUGCAUUCAAUUGCAAUAAUUGGAAUAUUUUUCUAAUAAAGUGUUAGUAUGCUUUUAUUUGUAUCAAAAAGAUAUAUUUUAAAUGUAGAAUGAUUCACAAAUUCUAUAAACGUUAUUUACAUGAUUUAUAAAAGUAGGUAUACUAAUACUUGUUUAUACAGAUAUUUGUUCAAUUUUUUCAUUCUUAGGAAAAAAUAUUUUAGUUCAAUAUAUUUCAUAUUAUGUAAAUGAUAAAGAAAACAAAAUAUUAGAGAAAUGUAAUG